AUGAGGACCCUCACUCUCUUCGCUGCCUUUCUCCUCUUGGUCCUCCAGGCUCAGGCUCAGACCCUCCAAGAGACAGCUGACCAGGUUCCCGCCCAGGACCAGCCUGAAACCAAGGACCAAGGUGAACUUUGGGCCGAGGACCAGGACCAGGCUGAGGACAGUGACCAGGACGUGGCCAUCUCCUUCACAGGAGAGGAACGCCUCACUCGAGCUGCAGGACGUGGGACAGGAACCUAUUGCUUUUGCACACUCAAAAAUUUCUGCAACUUUCCAGUAAAAAAAGCUGGGUCCUGCUGGUUGUAUGGCCGUCGACGCACGCUUUGCUGUCGCUAAGCUUUUGCACAGAGACCCAAAGGACUGGGAGAUGCCACUGAAGACCUGAAGCAGCUUUCAGUCUUUGUACCUGUGCCAUUUCUUCUUUCUCUCUCCAUAAUAAACUUCAAGCAUUAAACUCA
Molecule: messenger RNA, 455 nt
Organism: Myotis daubentonii (Daubenton's bat)
Lineage: Eukaryota; Metazoa; Chordata; Mammalia; Chiroptera; Vespertilionidae
Product: alpha-defensin 1-like
Exons: 2
Coding region: 1-333 (110 amino acids)
Source: RefSeq, a predicted model, not a curated record